UCUCCCCCGCGGCAAAGGGCGAGACAGGAGCGGGGCGGACCCCGCAAGCCGCGCUGGGUCCAGAGCGGGCGGGAAGGGGAGCCGGCCCCGCUGCGGCAGCAAAGGCUCAAGGGAAGGCUGCCUGCACCACCCGAGGAGCCGCAGGGCCGCCUCUCUCGCCGCCCGUCCCUCCCGGCUGGAGAUGACGGGCAGCGAGCCAAAGCAUCCCCGCGCAGCGCCGAGCGCCUUUCCGUCAGGCUGCUAGGCAGAUUCCCAAGCCGGAGCGUCGCGCCCUCUCGUUUGGCCACCCUUCGAGGCGCGGCGGGACUCGGCCAUCCCCGCUGCCUCGGGCCUGCGGGAGGUUGACUCGCCCGCCUCCCAGAUGCCGGACGGGCCCCCGCCAGCCGUCGCUCGGAGCCUGCAGGAGCCAGUGAUCCCCCUGCACCACCACCCCGCAUUUCAGGAGCGCCCUCUCGGGGCGGGCAUGCGCCUUUCCACGGCCCUCGCCGCCGUCCAUGGAGGUGGCCGCCCUGGGGAUCAACGCCUCGGAGGCGGUGGUGGGCAAUGAGAGCCACGGAGGCGGCCCGGUGUCGGCGCCAGACCCCCCUGCCGGCGGCGUAGAGGAGGAGGCGCAUUGGGACUGGUCCGAGGCGGCGCUGGCCUCGCAGGCGCUGCUCUUGCUACUGAUCUUCGCCCUCUCGGCCCUGGGCAACGGUGCCGUGGUGGUGGUCAUCGCCCGGCACCGGCAGCUGCGGACGGUCACCAACGCCUUCGUGCUGUCGCUGUCGCUGUCCGAGCUGCUGGGCGCCGGGCUGUGCCUGCCCUUGGCCUUCUUCAGCCUGCUGAGCGGCCGCCCCCACGGGGCUUGGCUCUUCGGGCCGCGCCUCUGCCUGGCCAGCGCCGCUCUCCACGCCGGCCUGGGCGUCGCCGCCACCCUCACCAUGGCGCUGCUCUCCUUCGACCGCUACUGCGCCAUCGUCCGCCAGCCGCGCCAGAAAAUGGGCCGCCGCAGGGCCGCCCAGCUCCUGGCUGCCGUCUGGCUGGCCGCCCUGGGCUCCUCGGGGCCUUGGUACCUGCUGGCCCAAGAGGAGGACGAGGAAGAGGAGCAGGCGGCCGGAUCCGUGCCGCCUGCCGCCGCCUACCACUGCCUGUACGUCCUGCCCUGGGGCUCGUCGCGCCUAGGCCGCCCCUACGGGGCCACCUUGAUCGUCCUGUGCUACCUGCUGCCCUUCGCCCUCAUGUGCUUCUGCCACUACCACAUCUGCCGGGCGGCGCGGCUCUCGGAAAGCCGGGUGCGCCCGCUCACGACCUGCGGGCCCCUGUUGCGCUUCUACGGCGAGAUGCGCACCGCCACCACCGUCCUGAUCAUGAUCGUCUCCAUCAUCUGCUGCUGGGGGCCCUCCUGCGUCCUGGGCCUGGCCGCCGCCACCGGACGCUUCUCCUUCUCGCCCGCCACGGACGCGGCGGCCAGCUGGCUGGCCUGGGCCAACGGCGCCAUCAAUCCCCUCAUCUACGCCGCCCGCAACCCCAACAUCGCUAUGCUGCUGGGGCGCAGCCGGGAAGGCGGCUACCGGACUAGGAACCGCGCGGCUGCCGCGCCGGGGCGCGGCCUAGAGGGCAAGACCCGGGCGGAACGGUAUGCCAGCCACGGGACCGGGGGCACCCUUGGGAGCACCCUGCCCAUCUCCAGUCCCGCCAGCGGAGGGGAGGUGGCCAUGUGGGCCUGUAAGAACCCGGCCCUCCUUUUCUGCCGCGAGGGGCGUCCAGACCCCGCGGCGUCCGAAGCCGCCUUGCAGCCACCCAACGCAGCCACUGCCGACACCAGCCUUUGAAACCAGAAGGGGCCGCAGGGGGUGGACGCAGCCAAGGUCGGUGAAGAGUGCCCGGAAGCCUCCUCCCGUGCGAGAUUUACAAUCAGAGCCGACUCCGCUAGCAGCUAAGGAAAUCACCCCGGGUCCUGGAAGGAGGGGCGCUGGGCAUCGGCGGGGGCGCUGUGAAUCCUGUUGGCGUUUGAACCUCCGUAUUAGCUAGAAAACAGCUACUGCAGGAAGAGCAGUUUGGGUUCUGAUGCUUUCAUAGUUUGGGGACGUAUGAGUUAAAAGCCUGUAACAAAGUGGCUGCCUGACAAUGAGCCCGCUGCUGAGCUGAAGGGAUUCAGAAGGAUUGCGCUAGUCUAGAGCAGAGGUGAGGAAUCUCAUUGGCCAAAUGCAGCCCUCUAGGCCUCUCUGCCCAGCCCCCCUCCCAGAAGCUCCCAGGCCACACCCCUCACCGGCCUUGCUCCGCCCCCUCCUUGAAUCCCUGUCCGAGCGCUGGAACGUGUCCUGGACGUGUGAUCAUGCUUGUGCCUGUGAGCAGGGGCGUCACUACCGGGGUGCAGAGGGUGCGGCCCGCACCCAGGUGUCACCACGAGAGGGGUGACACCCAGAGCUGCCCCGCGCCAUUGCCUGGCAAGGCUGCUUCAACUCCUUGGAGGCGGGUGGGCUGGCGAGACCGGGAGCAGCGUCGGCGGGGCGAGGGAGGCGCGCCGGCGUUCCCAGGCCUUCUCUGGCUGGGUGCUCCUCCGGUGUGCGCCCUCCCAGGGGCAUGGACGGGGUGGCUGGCUUCGAGUGUGCGUGUGCGCACACAAGCCCAGCCACCUCGACCAUGCCCCUGGGAGGGCGCGCACCGGAGGUCCGCACCCCCCCCCCGCACUCCCGCUGGUGACACCGCUGCCUGUGAGAGAAAAAUGUGUAUCUCUACAGUGCAAAGGUGGGAGUCACACCAUUGCUCCACCCACAUCCUGCCCCCUGGCUCCGCCCACCACUCUCACGCAGCGCUGGAAGGUUACCCUUGAGGCAAUGGGCCCUUUGGGCUGAAAAACAUUCCCCACCCCUGCUCUAGAGAAAGCAGGACUAUCUCAUUCCUGCAAAACAAAUUUGUGGAAGCCAGAGCUGGUGUUAGCCCCAGACACCCGUGGGCAGUUGCUCGGGCCCCUGGGCUGAUGCCUGAUGUCUGUAGUUUCUGGCCCCAGACAGUGUCAGAGGGCUGACAUCCAGCCCUCCCCCCUUUCAUUGCCUCCAACACCGCCAACCUGAUAGCGCUUUGUAGGGUUGUGGGAAAUUUAAAGGGUGUCUAGAUGCAGCUACCACAGUGCUGCUCGGAGAACUGGCACUGCGGCCAGUUAAAUGUACCAGAGCCCACUCAAAGAAGGGGGGGGGUCCACUAGAGGUCAGGCACCCCUCAAACCUGGAGCUGGCCCCAAUGGGAGCCUUAGGAGGGGUGGGGACUGCAGGGAAUGAACAUUUGCAAAAUGGCAGGAGUGGCUGUGUAAGAGGGAACUACAUUCCUCAUCAGUAGGCAAGUCACUGUGUGAUGGGUGCCAGCAGCACUUCGGCAGCUACAUUCCAUGCAGCAUCAGCAGCCACCGAUUACAAAGCUGGGGUGGUGAUGGAGAGGCAGUGAAGGUGAUCUGUCACAGCUUGAUUUCAAGGAGAAGCACAAUUUUGUUUUUGUUGUGCUAUUUUUAGCAAGCUAUUUUACUAUGUGGCCUUUGGGAAGUCUUUUGUAAUUUUUAAAAAAUAAAUCUGAGGACGAGCCGGCCAAAAACAGCACAUUUCUGUCGAUCUCAGCAGGAGAAAUUUAUAGUGCAAUCCUCUGCCUGUUUACAAAGAAGUAAACGACACUGUGUUCAACGGGCAUACAACAUACGGGCAUGCUUGAUCUCUCUCAUCAAAGUCAUCAGGACCUUAAAACUGCCGGAUUAUGCACUCAGUCAGUGUUGGGGAAGCUGUGGCCCUCCAGAUGGUACUGGAGUCAAAACGCCCAUCAGUCCCCACCAAUAUGGCCAGUGGUCAGGGCAGCGGUGGCUAGUGGCUCCAUAUUAGUGAGGCAAUGGAAUCUGCUCUGGGUUUUACUCUGACUUUCCAGGAGCUGGCCAAGGUACUUCAGGGGAGAUACUGGGUGCGUUAGCACCUUGGAAAGCUCCUUGAAAGUUUGGGUUAAAACCUGGAGCGGCUUCCACUGCCCCACUGACAUGGAGCCCUCAGCUGCCACUGGAUGCAACAAACCUGCAAGGUCAGGGGUUCUGCAGCCCUAAAUAAAUAAGAUUUUCUUUUUGAAAA
This is a messenger RNA of Rhineura floridana, 4079 nucleotides long. It is a transcript of the gene GPR135, whose product is annotated as G protein-coupled receptor 135. The transcript has a single exon. Gene Ontology annotation, cellular component: membrane. The coding region runs from base 495 to 1811 and encodes 438 amino acids. Gene Ontology annotation, biological process: G protein-coupled receptor signaling pathway. The record is from RefSeq and is a predicted model, not a curated record. Lineage: Eukaryota; Metazoa; Chordata; Lepidosauria; Squamata; Rhineuridae. Gene Ontology annotation, molecular function: G protein-coupled receptor activity.